UUCCAGUCUUACGGUCCCAUCACCCAGACCAGAAGGUUUCUCUUAGAGGCUGGCUUCUCACCGAAACUUUUCCGAACCACAAAAAUGCUCAUCCAUAAACCAUUCAUUGAACCCAAAACCUACCUUCUUCCCCCCACUGCCCAAGUCCCAAAUUCUCGCUUUCCAAUAAUUCAUUAUCAACAGGCUAUACCGAAUGCCACCCCCGAAUCCACAGCCGCUGCAAUCCAACCUAACGGCUGGUAUACAGGCGGUCAAUGGAAAGCGUAUUAUCAAGCACAUUUUCAUGCUGUAACACAUGAGUGCUAUGGCGUUAUUUCAGGUGCGGCUAUUUUUAGCUUAGGAAAUGCUCCGGGAGAAAAAGACGUGGGAGCAGAUGGGAAGGAAAUUGGAGUUAAGGUUAGGUUUGAGAGAGGUGAUGUAUUCGUGCUGCCGGUAGGUACUAAUAAUGCCGAUAAAAGGAAAGCACGCCAAUUGAAAUAGUCAGGUGUGAGUCAUUGUGUAUUUGAAGAUCUGGGAGGGUUCGAAUACGUGGGAUUCUAUCCUCCUAAUUCUGUCAGUUUCUUCCCCCCUUCUCAAGUUGUAUCUUGUUUUUCUACAUCAAGUCUGAUGAUCUGCAGGACAGAGCAGCAGCUGGUGAAGAACCUUUCGACAUGCAUCUUUGUAAUGCUUCUUCAGAGGAAACGGCCGCGUUAGCAGUUGUUGCGGCGAAAACUCCAAUUCCGAGUAUGGACCCUUUGUACGGUUUCGAUGGGCCUUUACCCACACUUUGGAAAGAGGCGGACCUUUCAUGGGCCAAGGGUAUAAGCGAGUAAAGAAAGAUCUGACUUUCGAUCCGUUGACGCAGUGGUCUCAGCUAAGCCUGCUAUAUCUUUGGGGAAUCAGAUACUCUUAUACUUCUGCAGAAACUUGAAUUGAUGAACUCUCAAAGAGACUUUCAAAAACGAGUUGACGAAAAAGUAGGUAUAACGAUGUUUAUGUAGCAUUUAUUCGACUAGCUCCCAAUCAUAUAUUCG
Messenger RNA from Hymenoscyphus albidus, 1013 nucleotides. NCBI's taxonomy places the organism in Eukaryota, Fungi, Ascomycota, Leotiomycetes, Helotiales, Helotiaceae. The record is from the annotation of a GenBank genome assembly.